Molecule: messenger RNA, 759 nt
Organism: Rotaria sp. Silwood2
Lineage: Eukaryota; Metazoa; Rotifera; Eurotatoria; Philodinida; Philodinidae
Source: the annotation of a GenBank genome assembly
AUGGGUGACUACUCGAAAGCACUUCAAUUUUACACAAGAGCUCAUAAAAUAUACGAAAAAAAUCUGCCUCCAAUACAUCCUUCAUUGGCUGGUAGUCACUUGAAUUUUGCAACGUGUUACGAAAAAAUGGGCGAUUAUAUCACAGCUCUUGAGGCUCUUUAUAGCGGCUUUCGAAUUCAACAAAAAGCAUUUCAAGAAGGUAAUCCAGCUUUUGCUUCUACAUACAGUUGGUUUGGAAGAGUUUAUCGCGAUAUGCAAAAUUACUCGAAGGCACUUGAUUAUUUUGAAAAAUGCCUGGCAAUAGAUCUUAAAACGUUACCUGAAGGACAUCCCUUUCAGGCUCUUACAUACAGUAAUAUUGGUGAUGUUUAUCGAUUAAUGCGAGAUUAUGAAAAGGCACUUUCAUUUCAUCAAAAAGCGUUAAAUAUUCAAGAAAAUGUGCAAUGUAAUUCUCUGGAAUGUGCAACGACAUAUACAAAUUUAGGUGAAACUUAUCGACAAAUGAAAGAUUACUCAACGGCAUUGACAUAUUUUCGAAAAGGUUUAGAAAUACGUGAAAUGAAACUACCAAAAAAUCAUCCUGACUUAGCUGUAAUUUAUCACAAUGUGGCGAAAGUAUAUUUGGCUACUCGACAAUAUAGUAUAGCAAUGAAAAAUGUUCAAUGUGCAGUAGAAAUCGCUCAAGGAAAGCUACUUUCAAAUCAUCCUCAUCUUUUGGACUAUAAAGAAACAUUUGAAAAAAUUCGAGAGAAUCUGUAA